AUGGGUAUUCCAAAAUUUUUCAGGUACAUCUCAGAGAGAUGGCCCAUGAUUUUACAACUUAUUGAAGGAACACAGAUUCCUGAGUUUGAUAACUUAUACCUGGAUAUGAAUUCGAUUUUACAUAAUUGUACGCAUGGUAACGACGACGAUGUGACCAAGCGGUUAACUGAAGAGGAGGUCUUUGCCAAAAUCUGUACGUACAUCGAUCAUCUUUUUCAGACAAUUAAGCCCAAGAAGAUCUUUUACAUGGCUAUUGAUGGUGUGGCCCCUCGUGCGAAGAUGAAUCAACAAAGAGCUCGUAGGUUCAGAACCGCUAUGGAUGCAGAAAAAGCUUUGAAAAAGGCCAUUGAGAAUGGUGAUGAGAUUCCCAAGGGCGAGCCAUUUGAUUCGAAUUCUAUUACUCCAGGCACGGAGUUUAUGGCCAAAUUGACCAAAAACUUACAAUAUUUUAUUCAUGAUAAGAUUUCUAACGACUCCAAAUGGAGAGAAGUGCAGAUUAUAUUUUCCGGCCAUGAAGUUCCAGGUGAAGGUGAACACAAAAUCAUGAACUUUAUAAGGCAUUUAAAAUCCCAAAAGGAUUUCAAUCAGAAUACGAGACAUUGUAUCUACGGCCUUGACGCGGAUUUGAUUAUGUUGGGUUUAUCUACUCAUGGGCCUCAUUUUGCUUUGUUAAGAGAAGAAGUCACAUUUGGUAGAAGAAAUAGUGAAAAAAAAUCGCUCGAACACCAGAAUUUCUACUUAUUGCAUCUUUCUUUAUUAAGAGAAUACAUGGAGUUGGAAUUCAAAGAAAUUGCAGAUGAAAUGCAAUUUGAAUAUGAUUUUGAACGUAUUUUGGAUGAUUUUAUUCUUGUCAUGUUCGUCAUUGGUAAUGAUUUUUUGCCCAAUUUGCCAGAUUUGCAUCUAAACAAAGGGGCGUUUCCCGUUUUGUUACAAACGUUUAAAGAAGCUCUCUUACAUACCGAUGGCUACAUUAAUGAGCAUGGUAAAAUAAAUUUAAAGAGAUUAGGUGUCUGGUUGGAUUAUUUAUCUCAAUUUGAACUAUUAAAUUUUGAAAGGGAUGAUAUAGAUGUUGAGUGGUUCAACAAGCAAUUAGAAAAUAUUUCUUUAGAAGGUGAAAGGAAAAGACAAAGAGUUGGUAAAAAAUUAUUGGUAAAACAACAAAAGAAGUUAAUCGGAAGUAUAAAGCCAUGGUUAAUGGAGCAAUUACAGGAGAAAUUAUCGCCUGAUUUACCAGAUGAAAAAAUUCCAACUUUAGAGUUACCUAAGGACUUAGACAUGAAAGAUCAUCUAGAGUUUUUAAAAGAAUUCGCUUUCGAUUUGGGUCUUUUCAUAACGCGUUCCAAAUCCAAAAAUAGUUAUUCCCUAAAAAUGGAUCUUGAUUCUAUUAACCCUGACGAGACAGAAGAAGAAUUUCAAAAUCGUGUUAAUUCUAUUAGGAAAACAAUAAAAAAAUACCAAAAUGCUAUCAUUGUGGAGGAUAAAGAAGAAUUAGAGUCCGAAAAAACCAUUUACAAUGAAAGGUUUGAACAUUGGAAGCAUGGAUAUUAUCACGACAAAUUAAAAUUUACCACAAAUAGUGAAGAAAAAGUGAUAGAUCUUGCUAAGGACUACGUUGAAGGUUUACAAUGGGUUCUAUAUUAUUAUUACAGAGGAUGCCCAUCUUGGUCGUGGUAUUAUCCACACCAUUAUGCACCAAGAAUCUCUGACUUAGUCAAAGGUUUGGAUCAAGAUAUUGAAUUUGAUUUAAGCAAACCAUUUACUCCAUUUCAGCAAUUAAUGGCUGUUUUACCAGAAAGAUCCAAAAAUCUGAUACCUCCAGCUUUUAGGCCAUUAAUGUACGAUGAACAAUCACCAAUUCACGAUUUCUACCCAGCUGAGGUCCAACUUGAUAAAAACGGCAAGACGGCUGAUUGGGAAGCGGUUGUCUUGAUAUCAUUUGUGGAUGAAAAAAGGUUGAUUGAGGCUAUGCAACCUUAUUUGUCCAAGUUGUCACCUGAAGAAAAAACGAGGAAUCAAUUUGGUAAGGACUUGAUAUACUCGUUUAAUCCUCAAGUUGAUAAUAUUUAUAAGAGUCCGUUGGGCGGCAUUUUUUCUGAUAUAGAACACAACCAUUGUGUCGAAAAAGAGUACAUCACCAUCCCAUUGGACAGUUCCGAGAUCCGAUAUGGUUUAUUACCUGAUGCUAAACUCGGCGCCGAAAUGCUAGCCGGUUUUCCCACGUUACUGUCUUUACCAUUUACUAGUUCACUGGAGUACAAUGAAACAAUGGUCUUCCAACAACCCUCUAAACAACAAUCAAUGGUUUUACAAGUAACUGAUAUAUAUAAAACUAAUAACAUUACUUUGGAGGACUUUUCGAAGAGGCAUUUGAACAAAGUGAUUUAUACAAGAUGGCCAUAUUUGAGAGAAUCCAAAUUGGUCUCUUUGACGGAUGGUAAGACUAUCUAUGAAUAUCAGGAAUCCAAUGAUAAGAAAAACAUCAGAUUUGUAACAAAACCUGCUGAUACUCAGGACAAAAAACUAUUCAAUAGUUUGAAGAAUUCAAUGCUAAGGAUGUUUGCUAAACAGAAAGCUGUUAAAUUGGGGCCUGUAGAAGCUAUUGCUACUGUCUUCCCUGUGACUGGUUUGGUGAGAAAUUCUGAUGGUGGUUAUAUUAAGACCUUUAGUUCCACUCCAGAUCACUAUCCGUUGCAACUAGUUGUUGAAUCUGUUGUCAACGAAGAUGAAAGAUACAAAGAAAGAGGGCCUAUUCCUAUCGAAGAGGAAUUCCCAUUGAAUUCAAAAGUCAUUUUCUUGGGUGAUUAUGCCUAUGGCGGUGAAACCACUAUUGAUGGUUACAGUAGUGACCGCAGGCUGAAGAUUACUGUAGAAAAGAAGUUUUUGGAUAGUGAACCCACUAUUGGCAAAGAAAGGUUACAAAUUGAUCAUCAAGCGGUUAAAUAUUACCCAUCUUAUAUUGUGUCUAAGAACAUGCACCUACAUCCCUUGUUUUUGUCCAAGAUUACUUCCAAGUUCAUGAUUACUGACGCUACCGGUAAACACAUUAAUGUUGGUAUCCCCGUCAAGUUCGAAGCGAGACACCAAAAGGUUUUGGGUUACGCAAGGAGAAAUCCAAGAGGCUGGGAAUAUUCAAAUUUAACUAUAAAUGUAUUGAAAGAGUACAGACAGACUUUCCCAGAUUUUUUUUUCCGGUUGUCAAAGGUAGGUAAUGACAUCCCAGUUUUGGAAGACCUUUUCCCAAACACCUCCACUAAGGAUGCCAUGAAUUCAUUAGAUGGUAUCAAACAAUGGCUAAAGUAUGUCUCAUCGAAGUUUAUCGCGGUAUCUUUGGAGUCUGACUCCCUAACUAAGACAUCGAUUGCGGCUGUGGAAGAUCAUAUCAUGAAAUAUGCAGCUAACAUUCAAGGUCAUGAAAGAAAACAGUUAGCCAAAGUUCCUCGCGAGGCUGUUUUGAAUCCAAGAUCAUCAUUUGCACUCUUGCGUAGUCAAAAGUUCGAUUUAGGUGACCGUGUUGUUUACAUCCAGGAUUCUGGUAAGGUACCAAUUUUCUCAAAGGGUACUGUUGUUGGUUACACCACUCUCAGUUCAUCAUUAUCAAUUCAAGUCUUAUUUGAUCAUGAAAUCGUGGCUGGUAAUAACUUUGGCGGUAGAUUACGCACGAAUAGAGGGUUAGGCCUUGAUGCCUCUUUCUUGUUGAACAUUACCAACAGACAAUUCAUUUAUCAUUCUAAGGCUUCCAAGAAGGCGUUGGAAAAGAAAAAACAAUCUCAUAAUAGGAAUAAUAAUACCAAAGCUGCUCAUAAAACUCCGUCAAAGCAGCAAUCUGAAGAAAAGCUUAGGAAAGAAAGAGCGCAUGAUUUAUUGAAUUUCAUCAAAAAGGAUACCAAUGAAAAGAAUUCAGAAGAUGUAAACAAUAAAAACGAGGUGCCCAAAAAAGAUGUCAAACCUGUCAAGAAAACCUUGUUAAAAAGGCCAGCUCAGAAAAGUAGUGAAAACCUGCAAGUUGAUGUGACCAAUUCUGAGAAAGCGCCACUAAAUAAUCCAACUGUUGCCGGCUCUAUUUUCAAUGCCGUAGCAAAUCAAUAUUCUGAUGGCGUUGGCAAUAAUUUGAAUAUUCCACCUCCACCUCAUCCAAUGAAUGUGGUUGGAGGACCCAUUCCUGGAGUCAGUGAUGUUGCAGACGUUGGUUUGCCGUACAAUAUUCCCCCAGGUUUUAUUGCCCAUCCUAAUGGUCUUCACCCACUACAUCCUCACCAAAUGCCUUAUCCUAAUAUGAAUGGAAUAUCUAUUCCACCACCACCACAUGGAUUUGGCCAACCGAUUCCCUUCCCACCUCCACCUCCUAUGACAAAUCUUCCAGAUCAAGGAAGUCAUAUUGUUGUCAAUGAAAAGGAAAGCCAAGAUUUGAAAAAAUUCAUCAAUGGUGCAAAUGUUGGGGAAAACGCUAAGAGCAGUAGAAAAACCGAGAGUAAAACCCGUUCUGGCACAAACUCUACCGAAUGUCAAUCGCCAAGGUCAGGAAGCAAUGCUGCUGAACGUGAUAAUAAGAAGAACGAAUCUAGUUAA
Saccharomyces paradoxus is the source of this 4566-nucleotide messenger RNA. RefSeq names its product chromatin-binding exonuclease XRN1 (gene XRN1). Gene Ontology annotation, molecular function: RNA binding; 5'-3' RNA exonuclease activity. The transcript has a single exon. Gene Ontology annotation, cellular component: nucleus. Gene Ontology annotation, biological process: nuclear-transcribed mRNA catabolic process; rRNA catabolic process. Lineage: Eukaryota; Fungi; Ascomycota; Saccharomycetes; Saccharomycetales; Saccharomycetaceae. The coding region runs from base 1 to 4566 and encodes 1521 amino acids. The record is from RefSeq and is a predicted model, not a curated record.